UCUGUAAUUCCCGCCGUUAAGAGGCAGAAGCCGAAGGAUCGCUGCAAAUUUAAGGGCAGUGUGCUCCUUAGGGAAAGUUCAGGGCAAAAGGUCUGUGGAUGGUGGAUGCUGGGGGAGGAGCCAGUGCUGCUCCCUGACGUCACAGGCUCCCUCCCGUGAGCACUUGCGCCCGGAGUUCGCGCGUUCUUCAGGGUAGGGGUUUGGCUCAUCAUGGCUGCUUGCCGAGCACAACCACCUACCUCCGAGGAAGCCUGGCUUGAGGCUGCCCACACCUUCAUCCAAGAGACCCUCUGUCCAGCUGGCAAGGAGCAGAACAAACGGUUGACUCAGUCAGUAAUUGAUUGUGUGAAGGAGACCUGGCUGUCCCAGGGGGAGAACCAGGAUUUGACACUGCCCUUGAGCUACAGCUUUGUCUCAGUGCAGAGUCUGAAGACCCAUCAGCAUCUCCCGUGCUGCAGCCACCUGUCCUGGAGUGGGAAUGCUUACCAGGCGUGGACCCGAGGCGCUGGGCCAGGGGGCAGUGUCCUGCCCCGGGAGCAGCUGAUACUUUUAGGGACACUAGUAGACCUAUUGGGAGAUUUGGAACAAGAGUGUAAGAGUGGAAGCCUGUACGUGAGGGAUAACACUGGGACUUUGGACUGUGAGCUUAUAGAUCUGGACCUUUCUUGGUUGGGCCAUCUCUUCCUGUUCCCCAGUUGGAGUUACAUUCCUUCUGCCAAGAGGAAUUCCUUGGGGGAAGGACACUUGGAGCUGUGGGGUAUACCUGUGCCAAUAUUUCCUUUGACUGUCAGUCCUGGCCCCCUCGUGCCUAUCCCUGUCUUCUACCCGGAAAAGGCAUCCUACCUGCUCAAACACAGAAAGAAAUCCAAAAUACAGGAGAUAAAUCUCGCUGGGAAACUGGUCCAUUUGAGUGCCCUGCUGAUAACUCAGAGCAAAAGUUAUUUCAUCAUGACACUUGGUGAAUUAGCCCAGGCCGGCAGCCAGGUGUCCGUCAUUGUACAGAUUCCUGCUCAAGUGGUAUGGCACCGAGUCCUCCGGCCUGGUAGGGCCUAUGUGCUGACAAAAUUGCAAGUAACUAAGACCCGGUUUCACCGUUCCUGUAUUUGGACAACCAUUCCAUCUUCAACUCUGAUGCCACUGAGACCAGGUUAUGUGCAAGAGAUGGAGCUGGACAUAGCAUUCUCAAAAGUUGACCUUAAACCACUGACCCGUCCCACCAGCUCCAAAGACAGCAGAGGGCAAGAAGGUCUUGUCCGGGGUUCCAAAGUCUUACAUUAUUUGGGAACAGUCACUGAUGUGUUGCAUGAGUCGGCCAGCCUCUACAUUCUAGAUGGGCAGCUGAUUCUCUGCCUCGCAUACCAGAAGAUCCAUGGCCUCAGGCGGGUUAUUCGACCAGGGGUCUGUUUGGAGCUCCGAGAUGUUCAUCUCCUCCAGGCAGUGGGUGGAGCAACAACAAAACCUGUACUGGCACUCUGUCUCCAUGGCACUGUUCGGCUUCAAGGCUUUUCUUGUCUUAAGCCUAUAACUUUGCCGUCCUACAAAGCUUGUGGUGCCGCCUUGUAUGAGCAGCUCGUGUGGAAAUGUCAGUUAGGACUUCCCUUAUACUUAUGGGCUACCAAGACCCUGGAGGAGCUAGUCUGCAAGCUGUGUCCCCAUGUGUUGAGAUGUCACCAGUUCCUGAAGCACUCCUCUCCUGGGAAGCCCAGCUUGGGACUGCAGCUCCUGGCUCCCUCCUGGGAUGUUCUGAUUCCACCUGGCAGCCCCAUUCGGCAUGCACACAGUGAAAUCCUGGAAGAACCACAUAACUGCCCCCUUCAGAAAUACACUCCACUGCAGACUCCCUACUCUUUCCCUACUUUACUCGCCCUGGCAGAGGAAGGGCAGCACAGGGCUUGGGCUACUUUUGACCCAAAGGCCCUGCUGCCUCUCCCAGAAGCCAGUUACCUGACCAGCUGCCAACUGAAUCGCCGCCUCGCCUGGUCCUGGCUCUGUCUGCCAUCCUGUGUGUUCCAGCCAGCCCAGGUUUUACUUGGAGUCCUGGUGGCUUCAUCUCAUAAAGGUUGUCUGGAGCUUCGGGACCUAAGAGGUUCACUGCCUUGUAUUCCCUUGACUGAGAGUUCGCAGCCCCUCAUUGACCCGAAGCUCAUAGGCUGCCUGGUGCGGGUAGAGAAAUUCCAGCUGGUGGUAGAGAGAGAAGUCAGGAGCAGCUUCCCUUCCUGGGAGGAGAUGGGCAUGGCAAGCUUCAUCCAGAAGAAGCAGGCCAGAGUCUAUGUCCAGUUCUACCUGGCUGAUGCCCUGAUCCUGCCUGUGCCCAGACCCACCUUUGGUUCAGAACCAUCUCAGACAGCCUCCUCCUGCCCAGAGGGACCCCACAUGGGACAGAGCCGGCUGUUCUUGCUGUCCCACAAGGAGGCCCUCAUGAAACGUAAUUUUUGUCUCCUUCCGGGAGACAGUUCACAACCUGCAAAGCCCACCCUGAGUUUCCAUGUGUCAGGAACUUGGCUUUGUGGCACACAGAGGAAGGAGGGUUCAGGAUGGAGCACACCUGAGUCUCUGGCCCUUGAGAACAAGGAUCAAAAGGUCUUCCUCAUCUUUCUUGGCUCUUCAGUUCGAUGGUUUCCAUUCUUGUACCCAAACCAAGUCUACCGACUCGUGGCUCCUGGCCCCUCACAGACACCGGUGUUUGAGACAGAGUGUCCAUCUGGCACAUCUCACCGUCCUCUGGAAUUGGCUGACUGUGUGUCUUGCCUCACUGUCCAAGAGGAGUGGACCCUGGAACUUGGGAGCUCUCAGGACAUACCUAAUGUACUGGAGGUCCCUAGAGCACUGCCUGAGUCCUCACUGGCCCACCUGCUUAGUGACAACUCCCCCAAUUCCUUGGUGUCUUUCUCUGCUGAGAUUUUGUCUCGGAUACUGUGUGAACCACCUCUAGCCCUCCGCCGGAUAAAACCUGGGAAUGCUGGGGCUAUUAAAACAGGUGUGAAGCUAACAGUAGCUCUAGAAAUGGAUGACUGUGCAUACCCCCCUCACCUGGACAUAUAUAUCGAAGAUCCACAGUUGCCUCCCCAAAUAGGACUCCUUCCAGGAGCCCGAGUCCUCUUUAGCCAGCUGGAGAAAAGGAUUUCCAGAUCCAACAACGUUUACUGUUGUUUCCGGUCAUCCACUUCUGUGCAGGUCCUGAGCUUCCCCCCAGAGACCAAAGCCAGUGCUCCCCUGCCCCAUAUCUAUCUGGCUGAACUUCUCCAAGGUGACCGGCCUCCCUUCCAGGCCACUACCUCUUGCCAUAUUGUGUAUGUCCUGAGCCUUCAGAUCCUGUGGGUGUGUGCCCAUUGCACCAGCAUCUGCCCCCAGGGUAAGUGUAGUCGCCGGGAUGCCAAUUGUCCAUCUCAGAGGGCUAUAAGCCAGGCCAACAUCAGGCUCCUGGUAGAAGAUGGCUCUGCAGAAGCCACGGUGAUCUGUAGGAACCAUCAUGUGGCCACCGCACUAGGGCUGAGUCCUGGUGAGUGGUCCUCCAUCCUAGAGCAUGCGAGAGGGCCAGGGAGAGUGGCCUUGCAAUUUACAGGGCUAGGAGCCCAAGCAGAGUCUGCAAGCAAAACCCAUGAGCCCUUGGCCCUGCUCCUCCGGACACUUUGUACCAGCCCCGUUGUCCUCCGACCCAUUAAGCUUUCUUUUGCACUUGAAAGGAGACCCACUGAUAUUUCCCCACGAGAACCAUCCCGGCUGCAGCAGUUCCAGUGUGGAGAGCUCCCUCUGCUGACCAGAGUGAAUCCCAGGCUCCGACUGGUCUGCCUUUCUCUCCAGGAGCCUGAGCUCCCCAACCCUCCACGGGCUUCUGCUGCUUCCUCUUGAUGACACUGCCUAAGGUGGCCUCAGAGCUUCCAGGACCCCAGAGGCUGCAGUGAGGAACUCCUGCCCCGCUGCGAUUUCUAGUUAUUCUGGUGUCGGCAUGCCUCAGAGACACUAUGAAAACGGCAGAUCACAGCAUGAUAAUGGUGUUUUCCCAGCUGGGUUAGAACACCUACACUCAGAGGUGACCCUCCCUGAGUGCUUGGGGUCUGCUCGUGGUACAAAGCAGAACAAAAGCCCUGCCCCUUAUGACUGUGUUAUGAGAGGCCCUUUGGGCUACAAUAAACCUCUCUGAGGACUUUCUGA
Mastomys coucha (southern multimammate mouse) is the source of this 4152-nucleotide messenger RNA. It is a transcript of the gene Ctc1, whose product is annotated as CST telomere replication complex component 1. The record is from RefSeq and is a predicted model, not a curated record. Gene Ontology annotation, biological process: telomere maintenance via telomere lengthening; positive regulation of DNA replication. Gene Ontology annotation, molecular function: single-stranded DNA binding; telomeric repeat DNA binding. Bases 211 to 3849 code for a protein of 1212 amino acids. Gene Ontology annotation, cellular component: CST complex. The transcript is spliced from 23 exons. Lineage: Eukaryota; Metazoa; Chordata; Mammalia; Rodentia; Muridae.